AUGCAAAAAGCAGGUCUAGGUGGAGACAGAAAAGUCUGUCCUCUGGCUCGAGGCUGCCCGAGACCUGAGAACUCUCGCGGGAAGAUGUGUUGUUACCAUGGCAACCGCAUCGCUCCAGGGCAGGUAAAGAUGGCCGGUCGAAGUGUUGGAGUGCCGAGACGUGGUGCUGCAGGUCCUCAGUCGCGCGGACAGCUUGCAGCUGGACGGGACCUUCUCGCUCGGGAGCAAGAAUACAAGCGUUUAAAUGCAGAAUUGGAGGCAAAAACUGCUAAUCUGGUUCGACAAGCUGAGGAAGUAAUAAGAGAGCAGCAGGAAGAGCGAGCUAGGCCUUUUUCAGCACUGACUACGUCAUGCAAAGAGGAAGACGGUUACGGUCCGAGAGAUCUGUUGUCAUCUGAAGGGAUGGCUCAUCCAUGGUCAGAAACCAAGCCAAAGACCAAAAACACUGGUCCUGUAAAUAAGAUUCAAAACAGACUCCACUCUGCAGAUAAAGAAAGGAAAAUAAAUUCAAGUGUUAAACUGAAAUAUCCUGACGUGCAGACUGCCAAUGAUGUGGCCAUUCCAGACGAUUUCUCAGACUUCUCCCUUGCCAAGACAAUUAGCAGGAUUGAAGGGCAGCUGGAAGAGGACGUCUUGCCAGAGUGUGCAGACGAUGACAGCUUCUGUGGUGUUAGUAAGGACAUUGGGACAGCAAUGCCCUAAAAUUACUGAAGUUAUGAGGAGCCACCUGUGCUGUUGGAACAAAAACCAGAACAAUUGGAAUGUGUAAGCACAGUUACUGUGAACUGUCAUUUGGCUGUGAAGUGAAUAUGGGUGUACACUACGGUUAGCUGUGACUCCAAUCUGGCUCCAGUCUCCCCCCUGUGAUAGCGGUUCUCCAUUUGGAAGUUAGAGCUUGUCAAAUGAUGUCUUAAACCUAGCGAAUGUAUCAUAAGAGGCUGCCAGUGUGUCGUUUUCAAAUAUACAGUUUAUUGUUCACACAUUGGAAGGGGAGGACAGCAACUCACAGCACACGAAUCUAACAGCCUAACAGCCUAGCUCUAAGGGCUGCCGCCUUUUACCUGGAGGCGUGACUCGCUCAGACAGUGGCAGCAGUAACACAGAAUACCUUGCAGGUUCGAUAGUCCAGUCCAGGGCACAGCAAGCCACCAUGACUACACCCAUUGGUGUAGUAGGACAGUGAGGGGGUUCUGGCUCUGAGGCAGAUGGUCCUUUGGAGCAACGUUGCUUGAGCUUAAUACGGACCAAUUAGUCAUGUCUCAACUGUGCUUAGCCAUUCAGCCAGGGUGCCAGUCAGUCAGUGGUCGCCAAGGUCAGUGAAGAUUCCCUUGUUGCUAGGAUACAUGGCUUGUGUGCGUUGAGCUAUAUUAGAGACCAACCUCUUCUGAGCUGUCUGGGGCCUGGGUUUCUAUGUUCUUCUGAAGUUUGUCCCCUCCUUGCAGACAUUUGGCCCGUUCUCCUGAUUGAUGUGGGCUACCUGCUCCCCGGCCAUUGCUUGUUCCACCAGGUGCUUGCUUCUGCUGUCAGCUUGUUCUGACUGUCAGGAUGUUUAGCAGGAGUGCCUCCUGUCUUAUUUUUUUGUUUUUAGUUUUAAGUAUUCACUAUAGAUGAUCAGAAAGUUUAACUCUCAAAUUCUGAUACUGGAGACUCCUAAUAGGUUGUGUGUGUCAUGACUGAGCUGCACUCUAGUUAGUGGGAAGCAGUUCAGUUAUGCAUUUAUAGCAUCUACUGACCUAGUCAAGCCCCUGGAACUAGUAGAAGGAAGAACAGUAAAUGGUUGUUACUCUUCAGAUGCCUUCCAGAAUGUGCUGGGCAGAUGUUUGUUCCUGGAGACAGUCACCCACUGCCCAGUUACAGGACAGAGGUGUAGAAAUCCAGGACUACUACAGGCUGUACCAUGAGCAGUCCAGUAACACUGUCUCAGUACCUUCUUCAGUGUGCUUACCCAGGAAGAGUAUCCAGACGCUUGCUUGGUGUGGCUGGGUCAUGGGUGGAAAUGAAUGGUCUGGAGUCAGUUUGGGAGCACAGACCAUAAGAUAGGAAACUUCAUUUUUGUUAGAGAGGAUGUGUUUGUUUCUGUCAAAUUCUUGGACAUUGCCAACCUGUGACUGCUAUUAAUUCUGGUUGAUAUAUUUUGGAUCACUGUGAGUCCGGUCUGUAAAAGUGCAAGAAUACUAGUUUGUAGGCGUGGUUCUUAGGAGGAAGGGGUUGUCUUGUCCUCUGCCUUUGCUCACUCUCCAUGGUUGAUGUGACCACCUGUUGCUGUUUUUUGUAUUUUGUUUCCUACAUGUGGAAUGUUUAAUGUGUACAGUGUUCCUGCCAUGUUCUCCUGUUAGACUGUCUAUUUUGGCCAUAUUUUACUCAUAAAAUAUGACCUUUUGGUUAUUAGUAUCUUAGAUUUGAUUUUUUUUUAAAAAAAAAAAGCAGUCAUGUAAUGAUUUGACUUAACAGAGGCUCAGAUCCGAUUUCUAAAGGCCAAGCUCCAUGUGAUGCAGGAGGAGCUGGACAGCGUUGUGUGUGAAUGCAAUAAGAAGGUAAGCUUGCAUGGCCUCUGGCAAGAGUGCUCUACUGAAGAUGUGAGUCCAUUUUAAUUAUAUUUUGGAUAGCCUAAUUUAGAUUACAAUUACAGUUAAAUAUCAGAUUUGAAAAUUGUGUAUAUAUAUAUGUAUAUAUAUCAAACUGUAUUCUGAAAUUCUGAAUUCUACAAAGCUUGUCAAAAACUUUUUUGAAUAUCUCAAAAUUGUUAAAAUUAAAGGUAACUACUUUAGACUUGCUAGAAUAGCUAUUCAGUAUAAAAUAUCUGGCUUCCAUUUCUGAUAGUGAGUAUGAAAUGGGCUUUAUUUUUUUUUCAGCAAUUCAUGAAAAUAUCUUAUCAGAGAGCAUCUGAGACUCUUGUUUUCUGCUGUGCAUUCUAUUAGCAGAUCUUGUACAUUAUUCACAUAAUUGAUAAUAUCAUUGAUUGUAGGAGGAUGAAAUUCAGGACUUAAAGUCCAAGGUGAAAAAUUUGGAAGAA
Molecule: messenger RNA, 3013 nt
Organism: Rattus norvegicus (Norway rat)
Lineage: Eukaryota; Metazoa; Chordata; Mammalia; Rodentia; Muridae
Source: RefSeq, a predicted model, not a curated record